AAUGUCCUCCUCCCAAUGCGAACAUUUUUAUCAAUUAUAUUAUAAUUUAAAAGAGACUACAAUGAAAUAUUUUUUAAUUCCAACAAAAACUACUUAUGACAAAAUCUCAAAAUAUUUAAUUACAAAUCAAGUAGAUGGAUCUAUUUCAAUUAAUACUUUAACGCAUUGGAGAAAAGUUUAUUCGAUAAAAGAAGUUGACAAUCAAAAUUUAGUUUUUUAUGAGGAGAGGAAAGUUAUUUGUGAAGAAGAACUUUUUGAGGUAGUACACAAUGCACAUGUUUUUGUUGGACAUGGAGGACGGGAUUUGAUGACAAAUGCAUUGAGGGGAUUCUAUGGAGUUGGAAGAAAAGUAAUCGCCAUUUAUUUACAAACAUGCACCGAAUGUGAACACAAACGGGCAAGAAUUAAGAAGAAUAUUGUAAAGAAGGAAAUUGUCCCAAACCCCAAAGGCUAUGCUGAAAGUUAUCAAGUGGAUUUUAUUGACAUGGAGAGUCAGAGGGACGGUCUUUAUUCGUGGAUUUUGGUUGUUCAGGAUCAAUUCACAAAAUUUGUUCACUUACGAGCUCUUCAAAAUAAAGAUUCUCUUUCAAUUGCUUUUUUAUUGGAAGAGAUUUUCGCCCAAUUUGGACCUCCUCAAGUAUUGCAAACUGGAAAUGGUCGAGAAUUUGUAAAUGAACAUAUCCACUCCCUCUGUAGUGAAUGGAAAGUGAAAUUAAUUAAUGGAAAUUCUAGAAAAUCGUCGAAUGAAGAAGGUGUGGAACGAGCUAGUCAUGAUAUAGAAAAUAUCAUUUUGACGUGGGAAACUUCAUUACAACGAAAUGACUGGGCAAAUAAUUUGAAGAUUUUUCAACUUAUGAAGAAUAAUAGGUUCCACAAAUCCCUCCAAAAAACUCCAUACGAAGCAGUAUUUGGCCGUAAACUCCAUUCUUUGCCUUCCAGCGUUUCAAUAGAUGAUCAAAUAGAAGAAUUUGUAAUAAAUGGUUUUUAUGUAGAACAGACAGAAAAUAAUAAAGAAGAAAUUCCAGAAGAAAUCCCAAUUUGUUCAGAUUCUCAAUUUGAUGCACAGGAGGAGGAAAUGACUAAUAAAUAUUGUAAAUGUAAUUCUGAAUGUAAAGGGAAUCGUUGUUGUUGUAAAAAAGAAGGAAGGUUUUGUGGAAAUAAAUGCCACAAAAGCCUUUCUUGUUCAAAUAAUUUAUUAGUAAAAAAAGAGGAUGGGGGAAUUCACCAAGAACAAUUAAACGAAAAUGGGGAAUUCGAAAUUAUUUUUGAAGAUGAUGGAAGUGAUAAAAAAGAGUAUAUUCCUUUAAAUAAAAAUAAAAAAGAACAACAUUGGUAUGGAAUGGUAAUUGAUUUUAAACCGGAUUUACAAAUUGCUUGUGUUUCAGAAAAUGUUUAUUUGAGCAGUCAAGCUGUAGCUCAAGAUUUAGAAUUAUUAUUAACCAACAAAAUAACACACAUAAUUAAUGUGGCUACGGGUGUUCAGUGUUUAUUUCCCGAAAAUAUAAUUUAUUUGGCUUUAACAGCUUUGGAUAUUCCUACAGAAAAUUUAAAAAGACAUUUUGAUAAAGCUGUGAACUUUAUUUAUAAUGCUGUUGAAAAUGGGGGAAAGGUAUUAAUUCAUUGCAAUGCAGGAGUUUCUCGUUCAACAACAAUUGUCGUUGCUUAUUUAAUGAAUUAUAAACAUUUGACUGUUAAUAAAGCUUUGGAACAUGUUCGCAGUCAAAGACCGAUUGCUAGGCCAAAUGAUGGUUUUAUGUGUCAAUUAAAAGAAUAUGAAGGUGAACUUGGCUUGAAUUCUGUCGAUAACCAGUAG
Molecule: messenger RNA, 1813 nt
Organism: Meloidogyne enterolobii
Lineage: Eukaryota; Metazoa; Nematoda; Chromadorea; Rhabditida; Meloidogynidae
Source: the annotation of a GenBank genome assembly